AUGCUUGUUGCAACACUGACUCAAGCCCUCUGUACGGUGCAGAGAGGGAUUCUGUCUCUAUCAGAGUCAUUUGGCUCCAGAUUUGCUUCCAUUAUCACCAUUUGGAAAUCAUAUCCAGUUUUGGACACCUUUUUAGCAGAGUUUUCAUGUUCCCUACUUUUAACACUCCUCUCCAAGAGUACAGUUGCAGAGGUUUUUGAAGAGGCCUUGGAUAAUAGUACUACUAGUAAAUCUAGCAGCCGUCUGAUUGUUGCAAUAGGAGCAGGGGGAGCAAGUUUACUCACCACUUGGUUUGGAACAAUGUUCCAGUCUGAGAUUUAUCUCGAAGUAGGUAUCACUAUUGGUCUUACCUUAUUGAAACAGAUCCCUGCCAGUCAUAUGAUACCUCGGAUCAUAGCUCAAGUUCUUGGAGCUUUGGUAGGAAUGAUUUUAGUCUAUGUACUAUUUCACAGCUCUCAUCUUUCGACAGUCAAUCCAAUCAGCUUAACCCAAAGCUCAGCCAGCAUCGGUACCACGUUUGUUGAUGGAAAUCAAAGUCUUGUCCUGCAAGUUCCUUAUCUCAUUUGUUUUUGGACUUCAAUCCAUAUUUGGAUUUCUUCUCGGUUUUAUGCAUGUUCAUUAUCAGGAAAUGGAGGAAUCCAUAUCUUGUUGGAAGAAAAGAUCACGGUUCAAUUUUAUGACACUAAGUGCUAUCUUCAAUGCCGUGACUUCCUUGGCCUUUGGCUCAAGGGGAUUGGUUCUCAAUGCUUCAAUUGA
Molecule: messenger RNA, 756 nt
Organism: Melampsora larici-populina 98AG31
Lineage: Eukaryota; Fungi; Basidiomycota; Pucciniomycetes; Pucciniales; Melampsoraceae
Exons: 6
Coding region: 1-756 (251 amino acids)
Biological process (GO): transmembrane transport
Cellular component (GO): membrane
Molecular function (GO): channel activity
Source: RefSeq, a predicted model, not a curated record